AGCCUUGACCAAUGAUUUCAAAGAACUAGGAGGAACAAGGGGCUAGAAGGUCAGCAGUAAAGAAUAAAAGGUGACCCUUUCCAACAGCAGCACAUAUCCACUUCUCUCUCUGAUCGCCUGUAAGUUCCCAGAUCUGACAUCAUGGUGCAUUUUACAGCUGAGGAGAAGGCUGCCAUCACUAGCCUGUGGGGCAAAGUGAAUGUGGAAGAGGCUGGAGGCGAGGCCCUGGGCAGGCUCCUGGUUGUUUACCCCUGGACCCAGAGAUUCUUUGACAACUUCGGCAACCUGUCCUCUACUUCUGCCAUAAUGGGUAACCCCAAGGUCAAGGCCCAUGGCAAGAAGGUGCUGACCUCCUUUGGUGAUGCUAUUAAGAACAUGGACAACCUCAAGGGCGCCUUCGCUAAGCUUAGUGAGCUGCACUGUGACAAGCUGCAUGUGGAUCCCGAGAACUUCAGGCUCCUGGGCAACGUACUGGUGAUCAUUCUGGCUUCUCAUUUUGGAAAGGAAUUCACCCCAGAUAUGCAGGCCAUGUGGCAGAAGCUGGUGGCUGGUGUUGCCACUGCUCUGGCCCACAAGUACCACUGAGUCUUCCUUCCAGUUCAACAGUGCUCUUUUGUGUCCCCAGGGCCCUCCUUCUGCAUAUGGGGACUUGCGUUUGGCCUUGACAGCACAGCUUCUGUUUAAUAAAGUUCUUUCUAUUCAGUCA
Molecule: messenger RNA, 706 nt
Organism: Lynx canadensis (Canada lynx)
Lineage: Eukaryota; Metazoa; Chordata; Mammalia; Carnivora; Felidae
Gene: HBE1
Product: hemoglobin subunit epsilon 1
Exons: 3
Coding region: 142-585 (147 amino acids)
Biological process (GO): oxygen transport; hydrogen peroxide catabolic process
Cellular component (GO): hemoglobin complex; haptoglobin-hemoglobin complex; blood microparticle
Molecular function (GO): organic acid binding; oxygen carrier activity; heme binding
Source: RefSeq, a predicted model, not a curated record